Molecule: messenger RNA, 852 nt
Organism: Oncorhynchus kisutch (coho salmon)
Lineage: Eukaryota; Metazoa; Chordata; Actinopteri; Salmoniformes; Salmonidae
Product: DNA-directed RNA polymerase II subunit RPB1-like
Exons: 1
Coding region: 1-852 (283 amino acids)
Source: RefSeq, a predicted model, not a curated record
AUGUCCCUGGUGUUACGCACUCCCCUAUCUGCCCUCCUACCUGCCUGCCUCGUACUGGUCCUGCUCCCCUAUCUGCCCUCCUACCUGCCUGCCUCGUACUGGUCCUGCUCCCCUAUCUGCCCUCCUACCUGCCUGCCUCGUACUGGCCCUGCUCCCCUAUCUGCCCUCCUACCUGCCUGCUUCGUACUGGCCCUGCUCCCCUAUCUGCCCUCCUACCUGCCUGGCUCGUACUGGCCCUGCUCCCCUAUCUGCCCUCCUACCUGCCUGCCUCAUACUGGCCCUGCUCCCCUAUCUGCCCUCCUACCUGCCUGCCUCGUACUGGCCCUGCUCCCCUAUCUGCCCUCCUACCUGCCUGCCUCGUACUGGCCCUGCUCCCCUAUCUGCCCUCCUACCUGCCUGCCUCGUACUGGCCCUGCUCCCCUAUCUGCCCUCCUACCUGCCUGCCUCGUACUGGCCCUGCUCCCCUAUCUGCCCUCCUACCUGCCUGGCUCGUACUGGCCCUGCUCCCCUAUCUGCCCCCCUACCUGCCUGCCUCGUACUGGCCCUGCUCCCCUAUCUGCCCUCCUACCUGCCUGCCUCGUACUGGCCCUGCUCCCCUAUCUGCCCUCCUGCCUGCCUCAUACUGGCCCUGCUCCCCUAUCUGCCCUCCUACCUGCCUGCCUCGUACUGGCCCUGCUCCCCUAUCUGCCCUCCUACCUGCCUGCCUCGUACUGGCCCUGCUCCCCUAUCUGCCCUCCUACCUGCCUGCCUCGUACUGGCCCUGCUCCCCUGCAUCCCUACCUGCCCUUCUACUUCCAUCCCUUCCUGCCCUCCUACCUGCCUGCCUCAUUCCAGCCCUACCUCCCUGCCUGA